Molecule: messenger RNA, 2088 nt
Organism: Misgurnus anguillicaudatus (oriental weatherfish)
Lineage: Eukaryota; Metazoa; Chordata; Actinopteri; Cypriniformes; Cobitidae
Source: RefSeq, a predicted model, not a curated record
GAAUAAAAUAAGCAUAAAAAUAAAGAAUUUGCUACAAUAAAUUAGUUAUGGCAGGGAUUGUCAUACUGUUUUUAAUGUGCUGCGAUUAUGUUUGGUUAUUCAAUGAUUAAUCAUUGCAAACGCAAUGCAAUGCAAUUAACAUUUUACAUUAUAUUUAUUUAAUUGUUUGUUUGUUUAUUUAUUUAUUGGUUGGUUGGUUGGUUUAUUGAUAGAUUUUUAUUUUAUUUUUUUUAUUAAUAAAUCCAACAAUUUCUACCGCUGACGUCACUGUAAGGCGCGAUCCAUUGCGAUUUUACACUUGGUAAGUAGAACAGACAUCAAUAUAGACGGGAACAAUCCUUAAAUUUGCGUAGUAAUAAUCGUUCAAUCACGGUAAAAUUUUGUGUUUAGAACCUUUAGAAGUGCAAUGUGCAACCCAGUCUCACGGCAUUUCGUGAUUUGGUCACGAAAUUUAAUCUAUUUAUUCGUGGCAGGAACACGUUUAUUUCGUUAUUUUCGUAAUUCCAGCACGUUUUUUAAACUAAUGUAUUUCAAUUGGAUGGAUCUUUCGUGCAUAUAGCACGAUUUUUUCUGCCAGUCGGGCUGCAGUAGGGAAGCUAAACAUUUAUUCACAAGAUCUUAUCAAGACUGCAAUAUAUAAGAAUAAAUAGGAAUCGGCAACAAUUAACGAUCUAUGCCAGCGCAAGUCAAUAUUUAUCUGGUCAUUUUCAACUGUUUUUUAAUGUUAAAAGUCCCUCGCAGUCAACAGCUGUUUCCGUCCUGUAAUAACUGUGACGUCAUCGAAUGAGACGAAGGUCCAUGGCUGUUUCAACUCGGAAGUUGAGAUGAAGAACUCCAAGAACAUCUCUUGAUCUUGGAUAAGUUGGUUGAUGGUCAAGAACUAAAGGAUGAGCUCCAAAGUCUUGAUGACUUUCUUGGUGAACUGCAAGAAAGGCAGCAGCACCAAUAAAGACACCUGAGCCGAGGGUGCAUUGGAGAAAAAGAGACAUUGAUGGAAAUAUUGUCUAUGCAAGGCCAAGGUCAAGCAGGAAUCAACAAAAGAAAGCUGAUCACAUUCGGAACACUGAUCCUCCCAAUGCUCCUGACACUCAUUGUGAGGUGGCCUUGCUCCAGAGACUGUUGAGUGUAUUCACUGAACGAUUUCUCAAGUAAUGACGCAUCACCUCCUGGAACCCCAAGAGAUCCUCUUCAGGCUUCCUCAAACUGGAGCACACACAAAUUCUCUUUUCAGAGAGGUGGAGGACAGAGAGACCCUGUCUGCUGAACACGGCUGUGGCACAAGAAAAUGUGGCAGCACAUUUGCCAGAGUGUGGGAGAAGCCCAAGCUGUUAUCCAGUGUUGUGACUGACGACCUCGUCCCUUCUUCUGUGCUGAAUUUGACGUCAUCAUGUCCUCCAUAGCAGAGAUGCCAUGACUGCUGGAUUCUUCCAGCCAUUGCCUCCAACAACUGUUGUGGUGGAUAAGGCUCUUUCCCAUUGUGAAAUGAAGAUGGCGGCACCAGGACUGUCCUUUCAAGCAUUUUUAAGAAUGCUGGAUCAGCGAACUGUCUGCUUUGGUUGUACUGGCAAGAUCUCAGCAGACAGUUUUCAGAAACGUUUUUUGGCUUUGCGAUUCAAGGUGGACAAUAUAUUCAAAUCUGAGGAACCGGACAUCUUUGAAGGCAUCUUCAUAGCUAAGGAUGAGGAUAUUACCAAACUUGUAAAAUUGUCAGUGGAAGAGGUGUUUGUGGAGGGGAGUGGUCAGCAGCCAGAGAGACCUCCCAAAAACUGCAAGCAAGAUAGACGAGGAGGGAUUGGAGUUGUGGUGAAAUGGAGUAUGGCAUAUCAGGAUGGUUGUGGAUUAACACUAGGAGAGGAGGUGGAACAGUGCAAUGCCUUCCUCUCUAGGAUUCCAGUGACCACAAAACACAUUUCAAAAGCAGGAUGUGCAGACAUGCUGACUCUCAUGGCCAUGCGCUGGAAUCAGCAAAAAUUCGCCAAGCAAGAGACUGUUACCUACAAGUUUUGUCGGGAGCCGAGAACAUCAACUUCUUGUAUAGAAGUUGAUGAGUACGACAGUGACUUUGACAUUUCUGGUGAUGGUCUGUAA